AUGCAGGGCCUUGAUCCAGCGGUCGGGCCUCGAAUGCCUGUUUCGAAGAAUAACACUGUCAAUUCAAUGAAUUAUAAUGCAAAUUUGAUAAAACCGAAAGAUGGAAGUAAUGCGAAAGAAAACUUGGCAAAUGAAAAGAUUGUAGAAGACCAAACACAAGUAGAUGAAUCUACCAACAAUACCAACAAAGAACAAGCCGAAAUCAUACCGAUGGAUAGAGUUAAAAAAAUGGGCAACAUCGAUGCUGUCCGUAAGAGGAACAAAGCAGAAUUGGAAAAAGAACUCGAAGAAAUAAAAUCUAUCCAUGAAAUGGACAACGCAAAACCGUUCAAUGCAAUAAUGAACACAGAUCUCCAUGUGACUAUUGAUGAAAAAAAAUGCAAGCUUUAUGAAACAUAUGAUGAGCCAACAGUUGAUGAUGAAGUAGAAGAUCAACUCAUAUAA
Messenger RNA from Thelazia callipaeda (thelaziosis nematode), 444 nucleotides. Lineage: Eukaryota; Metazoa; Nematoda; Chromadorea; Rhabditida; Thelaziidae. The record is from the annotation of a GenBank genome assembly.